ACAGAGACCAGACGACGUCGUCCUACGGGUUUCUCCUCCCUCCAUAGUUUGAAACGCAAGCUCGCGGACUAAAGUGUUAUGGUUCGAAGGAAGUCUCGUCCCGAGCCAAAAAUGAAGACAGCGUUACGGCUAUCUUCCUUCACGCGCCAGCUUCACUCGCGUUCUCCCCCACGCGCUGCCGCGUUCAACCGAGUCCUCGCCUCCUUUGCCAGGGCGAAGUGCUUCCCCGCCGCGAUUUCUCUCUGCGCCCAAACGGAGUCCCGCGGCGACGUUAUCCCUUGCCACGUCACCCUCACCAUCCUCAUCAACUGCUUUUGCCACGUCGGCAAAGUUGCUCUCGCCUUCUCCGUCUUCGGAAAGCUCCUCAAGCGCGGCCUCCCCUAUGACGCUGUCACGCUCAACACCUUAAUCAAAGGCCUCUGCCUUGACGGCGCCGUUUCUUCGGCGCUCAAGUUCUAUCAGGAAAUGGCGGCAGAGGGGUUUGAGUUCACCGAAGUCACCUACGGAACGUUAAUUAACGGACUCUGCGAUGUAGGGAAAACAGAAGCGGCUAUUAGAUUGUUGAGAAUGAUGCAAGCUUGCGAUCCUAAUGUUAAACCUAAUGUGAUUAUGUAUAGUAGAAUUAUAGAGGGUUUGUGUAAGGAAGGACUUGUCAAUGAGGCGUGUGAGUGGUGUUAUGAAAUGGUUGGUAACAAUGUUGAGCCUAAUGUGUUCACUUACAGGCCUCUUGUGAGAGCGUUGUGUGUCGCGGGACGGUUAGACGAGGCGGUUCGGAUGGUGGAGGGGAUGAUUACGAAGGGUGUGUACAUUGAUAUUUAUGUGUUUAGUGUUUUGAUAGAUGCGUUGUGUAAGAAAGGAAUGGUGGUGGAAGCGCAGGAGGUGUUUGAUGAAAUGAUUAAGAGAGGUGUUGAGGUUAAUGUUGUUGUGUGCACGGCCUUGAUGGCGGGCUAUUGUUUGAAGAACGAAGUGGAUGAGGCAAGGAGGUUGUUUGAUGCAGUUGUGAGACGGCCGGAUGUUUGGAGUUAUAAUGUUUUGAUGAAUGGGUAUUGCAAGGUUAGGAGAUUGGAUGAUGCAAUGAUGUUAUUAAAUGAAAUGUGUGGGAAGGGUGUGAUUCCGAAUCUUGUGACUUAUAAUUUGUUGGUUGAUGGUUUUUGUAAAUGUGGGAUGGUGGCGUAUGCUUGGCAAAUUGUUAAGGCAAUGUGUGAGAGUGGUGUCACGCCGGAUGUUGUUACUCAUAGUAUCUUGUUGGAUGGUUUGUGCAAGAGGCAACGUCUUGAUCUGGCGGUUGUGAUGUUUAACCAGAUGCUGAAGAGGGGUGUGGCACCUGAUGUUUGGAGUUAUAGUAUAUUGAUUGAUGGUUGUUGCAAGAAUCAGAGGAUAGGUGAGGCCAUGAAUUUCUUGAAAGAAAUGCAUUUUAGGAAUUUGGUUCCUCAUAUUGUGACUUACACUUCUCUUAUUGAUGGACUGUGCCAAUCUGGGAGAUUGUUGUCUGCGUGGAGGCUUCUGAAUGAGUUGCACCAUAAUGGUCUACCCCCUGAUAUUAUUGCUUACAGUACUUUGUUGAAUUCUUUAUGCAAAAGUGAACGUCUUGACAAAGCAAUUAUUUUGUUUAACCAAAUGAUUAGGAGGGGUUUGGCACCUGAUGUUUGCAGCUAUACCAUCUUGAUUAAUGGACUAUGCAAGAGUGAAAGGAUAGAUGAAGCCGUUAAUCUCUUAAAAGAAAUGCAUGUAAAAAAUUUGGUUCCUGAUACCAUAACUUAUAUUUCUCUUGUUGAUGGCUUGUGCAGAUCUGGGAGAAUCUCGUAUGCGUGGCAGCUUCUUAAUGAGAUACAUGGCAAUGCUCCACCCCCUGAUGUUGUCAAUUACAUCGAUGCACUUUGCCCGCGCAUGCAUCUUCACAGCAAAUGCCAUGCUUCAACUUACUGUUGACAGAAGAGCUGGUUGUUAUGUUCUUGCAUAACUAUACUUACCGAUGGUUUGUCUGAAAUUGGAACGCUAUAUACUGCACAGAAAUUUCCAAGUAUCUUUUGAUUAAAGGAUGUUGUUCACGUGUCCAAAAAUAUACCACUGUGAUGAAUGGGCUUUGUCUGAAGAGAAAAUGUUGGAUGAAUGGUGAACUUGCUUUUUAAAAGCUGGGAAAAUUCUUGCUCUUCUGAAAAACAACAUUAAAUCAAUAGAAGAGAAACUUUUACAUGAAGUGGUCAAUGGAUAGAGGCCUUGUAAGAUGAUACAAUAAGCCAUGCUGUCAGAUUUGACUCUUCACAGCCGAUUGGCUACAGACCCCAAGACCCUCCAAUGAUUCUAUCGAAGUAGUUCCAGCCACAGUAUACUUAUCACACAGGGAAGAAGCUCAACAGCAGUAAGGCGGUAAUCAAUAAGUAAGCCUUUGAAUAACUAGUCAAAGUAGCAUGUAUGUAGUGACAAAGACCAGCUCUCUUCUUUCCCCACCUUCACAAUUUCCACAGAAAUUAUACCUGUUUUGGAGUGAGAGAGAUGCUAAUGACGUUAUUAAUAUGAAGAUGGGAGAACACAUGUGUUGCUAUCAGAUGUCUCAACUCAAGAAAAUGGAAGAAAGAUGUUGCAAUGUGGAUAUUGUAGCUUACAGAACAAUUAUGUGCAAUCUCUGGGAGGAUAGCAAGGUAUGUUAGGCUUGCAAUUUGUGGUUGGAAAUGACUUGUAAAGCCAUUCAACCAAACCUAUAGCUUAUCAUGGUAAUAGUCUAUUGUCUGUUCUGAAAGGCAUCUGUGGAGAGGAAGUGUUUGGAAAUCCCAUCUCAUUUGCCUCGGUACUUGAGGUACGGGUUAUAUAUUUGUUGGGCAACUUCAUUUUGCUAAUUGAUUUUAAGAUGUAUUUUGACACUUUUUAUGGUGUCUUUCAUCAAAUUUUGCAAACAUUGAGCCCUAAUAAUUGAUGUAGAAGAUGCAAAAAUCAGGGUCCACCCCCUAUGAACCAUGAAACCUAGUUGUGCUUUUUGCAAUAGAAAGCAGAUCCUCUAUGCAAAAUCUGUCAACUAUGGCACUAAAAGUUUGCACAUCUGGCAUGAUUCCCUUUCUGAAAACGUUAACCAAUAGAGUUGCAGCAAAAUUAAACCUUAAAACUAAUUGACAUAAAGCAAAAUUGCUCAACAAAUAUAUUAACUCGCACCCUGAGAAUUAAGGUAGAUGUGAAGUUUCCAACAAAAAGUAUUUCAUUUAAUGAUUUACAAGGGCUGCUCACCAAAUGUUGUAACUUACAAUUCAUUAAUCCAUUUCUUGGAUGGCAUGAUUAAUAAUGGACUAAAUCCUGAUGUCGUCACUUGAAUAACUCUUAUUGGGGGUACGAAGGUGGGAAACCAGUAGCUGUAAAAAAAUUUUGUACAAUGCCACAAGCAUGAGCAACUUCCUAAUCUCCAAAUUUAUGCCAUUAUAUUGGAUGGCCAUUUAAGUGCCAUUUUUAGCUGAGGCUGCAUCAUUGUUUAGGAAAAUGGAGAAGAUGAAUUUGGAUCUUAAUAUUUGUAACUUACGUUAUGCUCAUAGAAUGCAGCCUUGGAAAGCUAAGUGAUGCAAUGGAACUCUUUUCUUCUCUGCCUGCUAAAGGUUUGAAAAUUGAUGUUACCUAUAAGAUAAUGAUUAAUGAUUAUGUAAAAGAGGACUAUUCAAUGCUCCUGAAGACUUAUUGAUGAUAGCGCACUUGUAAUGUCUUUGUCCAGGGAUUGCUGGAAAAUCUUGAUAUUUCAAUAUCAAUAAAUAACUUCAAGUGAUGAAAGGCAAAGAAUUUUGUGCAAAUGCUACCACCAAAAAACUUGUUUAUCAUCUCUUUCUCGAACAAUAAAGGAAUUUGUUUGAACAUAACCGUGUAUAUUCAAAAUCGUGUGGCCAGCCUGUUAGUAGAGUCUGGCUCUAUACACUGGGGUUUGAUACAAGUUUUUUUCUUUCUCAUGCCAAUUACGAUUAUUGUUAUAAUAUAUAGUUCUUAAAGUUACUAUCUCUUUGAUUCCUAUUUUUUCCCAUGCUUGGAUGGGAGUAACAUCCCUCAAACUCCCAAUUUCAAUAUCAAGGCUUCUGUCUUAAGCUAGGUCUAGAGAUGCAAUUGUUAGUGACUCUUCUACCAUGUUUUGCAUUUUAUUGUUAGUUGUUAAUAAUUACUGCUUUAGUUUCAUAUUUUACAUGAAUUUGAAUGCUCAAGUAUUGUUAGACAGUGAGGGAGGCAAGACAAAUGACGCCUAAUUUUCCUUUUAUGUUGUAAGUUUUUGUCAUUCAAUAAUUUAUGCAUUUUGAUCAAAUGGCUUAAUCUUGAUGUAUUCGGAAAUAAUUAACUGAUGGGGUUUUGGGGUUGGGUGAAUUUUAAAUAUAUAACAUCGGAAUAUUGAAUUUAAAAUCUUAAUACCAGUUUCUUGUAUGAGGUAAAAUUACAACCAUGGCAAAUUACUAUGCUUUGCAUCAGCUGGUCCCCCUUUUCUCCCUCCAAAAAAAUAGAGAGCAACUCUUUCUCAGGCCUCUUAUGUAUUCUCUAACACAAAAAGUAGGCCAAAAAUAAACCAAAAAUUAUCAAGUCUCACAAUUCACCUACCACACGCAUGUCUUGGGAUCCUAAAGGGUAGACUUCAUUUGAGAAAUGGCAUAAUUAGAACUGAAAUCUAUUGGACGAAAUGCUUUUGUUAUAACAUUUUGAAUCAUGUUCAAUUCACUGCCACCUUGAUGUCUGCUGUGAACAUUGCUCGUACAGGUCUAUGAUCAGAGAGUCUUGACUCACUCCUGUUGUAUUGGAUUUGCCUCAUUCCCUUCCCAAACCAUAUUAUUCUAUCACACCUGCAAUACCAUCGUGUUGUUAGAGUAUCCCAUGCUUGCUAAUAGAUCAUAUAAAGGCAUUUGAAGUGUGGCUGGCUUUGAGUGAUCGCCUUGUCGUAAAGAACAUGUCAAUGCCAUGGCAUGUAAAAGUAGUAACAUGGCCCACUAAAGGAAGUUUGUCUUUUAUUUCUAGUGCACCAUCGUGUUCUUAAGGGACCUGAGAAUCUACCAAAUUAUUUAAUGUAUGCUUACCAUGCUGGAGAACGCCCCCUUUUGCGUGUAUGCUGCUCAUCACAACCUAGAUAAUCUUUAGAAUUUGGCCGGUAUUUGUAUGUAGGUGGAAACUCUAUAGCUCCUUCAUGCCAACCUUGGAACACAUUGCCCUCCAUGAGCUCCAGCUUGAGCUAUACAUAAUUUGCGUUCAGUUUAAAAGCUUGAACUCAAAACAGUACAGUGACUAAUUAAUAAAAACCGUUACCUUAAACUGUUUUGAAUUUGAACUCAGAAACAGUGGUAACUUUCAAUUCGAAAUUGGACUUAAGACCUAAGUAAACCCUAAAUUUUGCAAAAUUGAUUUAUAAAAUGAGGAGUGUUGUUUUAUAUUUUGUGGUUUUGGACCAUCGACUAGAAUUAUGAUCAAUAUAUAACUCUUUUACCAACAUAAAAUUUGGGAUUAAUUUCACAAAACUAACCUCUAAGUAAGGAUUAUAUUGGUUACAUUGAUAUGAAACUUCUGUAUUAGUUUAUCCAAAAUAUUGUCAUGCAAGUAGUGAGAUGAGCAUUACCUGAUCAUAUUUCAACAAGGUUUCCCACUCUCUUUUCUUGAUCAGUGACUGUGUUGUAGAGCUUGGCAUAUAAAUCCUGUAGUUCAAGUCUCCUAGCCAAACUAUUCGGCUGCAUGGGACCAGGUACCAAUUUUAGAUGAAGUUCUAUUGAAUGUGUUCUACUUAUAUAAACUGAUUAUACCCCGACUACACAGGAUACUUUGAAUAGUGUAAUGGAUUACGUAAAUGUUCCUCAAUCAAAACCAAAGUUCGAGGAACUGGAAACAGUUACAUAUCUCAUAUAGAAUGAUAAUAUAUCUGUGGUCUUAAAAAAAGUGUAAAAUUUACACAAUUUAGUAUGCACUUACUCAUGAUCAAUAAUCUUUUGAGGCCUAUCUUGCAGAGGCCCAGAGGGGAAGAUUGUCCUGGACAAAAUAUCUGUUGCAUUGAAGUUUCUUUGUCUUCGGUCUGAUUCUUUUCCACCAGAUGCUAGAUGACUACAUACAAAGCAGAAACUUGUUUCAUGCAAGUAAAAUCUGAUUGAUACCGAACCCUGUAUUUUAAGAUCAAUAAAAGAACUAAGAAUUCAUAUAAUGUUUCAAAACUGCCAUCUGCAUUCUCAAACAGCUAUUUAUUUAGUUAAAGAAAACAAAAACAUGCAUUCUAUUCUCUGUAACAUGUCAAAACAAACCUUGUUUCCGAAGUAGCCCAUGAUUCCACAGCCAACAGAUGAAACACUCAAGUGCCUGAUUGUUUGAUAGAGGUCACAUCGAGCCCAUAUGGUUAUGAACAUUCCCACCAUCUGCCUGCUUAUGAUGCACUGAAAAUCUUGUUGAUGUUCUCCCUCUGCACAAAUAUGUUCCUUCAAAGGAUAUAUCUUCUGUGAUUCAGCUAUUUUAUCUCCUUCAACCACCUUUGUUGGUGUUCUAUUGUUAAGGGCUGCUCCAAUUAGAGAAUUCCAUUUCGUACAAACUUUUCUGUUUUGGGGACCUAGUACAUUUGCUGCAUUUAGAGGUACAAUUUCUUGGAACCUAGUAUAUCACACAUGAUGAAAUGAUCGGAAUCCAGCAGUUUAGUUUCUAUGCAGUUGACUCUCACGUAUAAUUUUAAUUAUCAAAAGAAAAUUAUUACCCCAGAACAUAAAUAUCUGCUGAAUUAUUUCCUGUGUCAAGCCAGUCUUCCAUAUCCAAGUUCUUGGGUGGUGUAAUGCCUCCAAUAUUCCAGGAACCAACAAAGAUCCUUGUGCAAGUUAAUAUCCAAAAUCAGAGUUGCAUCAAAGGUGAUAUAUAGCUAGAAAAGGAUUAAAGUGCCAUAGAAAAAUUUGUUCAAGAAUUUAUACUACUAUGACCUCAUACUUUUUGGUUUGAUGAUAAAAACGUUUUCUUGAGUAUGCAGAUGCUUGAUUCAAACUAGGAGUUUCCUUUCUGGCCUCUGAUGAAUUCUGGUUUUCUCCUUUGAAGCUAUCAAUGCUUAAUAUCUUUCUCAUAAUCUUACUCUCCUUCAGCUUCAAGCCCUGCAUGAUCUUUGGACGAAACAUAUUAUACACUCAUCAAGCAUACAAAGAAGCAAAAUAGAGAGAGGGAAGAGACACUGAAAGCAACAUUGGAAGAGAAAUACCUUAUAUGAUAUUCUUGCCAAUGGUCUUUUACUACAAUUCUAGCAAAAUAUUGAAGUGGCAUAUCAAACCAGAGAAAAGCGAGAAAAGAAAGAAGCCGCAUCAAUCAUCAAGAGAAGGGUUUAGUAUGGGUGGAAGAAGGGGAUUUAUAAGCAUGCAGCUUAAUCAAAUUGAUUAAAAAAUUGGUUAUGGAAAACUUCUAGCCAUAUGGGGACAGCAGAAAAAACCUGAGGUACCUCUCAUACAUACAGAAUUUACACUUUACAUUCAUUUUUAUACAGACAUAACAUGUUUCUCUGUGUUUCUUAAUAUUUGAUUAGGUAUGUUUAUGUAUUCCCCCUCCCCAUCCCUUACCAUAACUUUUUUAUGAACUUUUAUUUAACUGAUAUUUUCUAGGAAUCAAUGAAAUUGAAACUCUUGCAUUUCUUAAACAA
Messenger RNA from Vigna angularis (adzuki bean), 7579 nucleotides. Its product is annotated as putative pentatricopeptide repeat-containing protein At1g12700, mitochondrial. Bases 79 to 1929 code for a protein of 616 amino acids. The record is from RefSeq and is a predicted model, not a curated record. The transcript is spliced from 3 exons. Lineage: Eukaryota; Viridiplantae; Streptophyta; Magnoliopsida; Fabales; Fabaceae. Gene Ontology annotation, molecular function: protein binding.